AUGAGUCUUGAGGAAAAGCUAAUGAAAAGGCUAGAGGGAGGGAUGUUUCGGAUACUGAACGACAAGAUGUACCAUGGAAAGGGCUUAAAGAAGAGGGACUUGAAGCUAUAUCAUGAGCUGUAUGAUCAGCAGGUUAAGCGAUGGCCAGUUAAUCCUCUUGAUGUUAUUAUUGAGAAGAUAAAGAAGAAAGGAAAUGGCAUGGCGAUAGCAGACAUAGGAUGUGGAGAUGCUCGGAUUUCCAGGGAGUUUGAAAAUGUAAUGUCCUUGGAUCUGAAUCCUUCUCGAAAGGAUAUAAUCCGCUGCGAUAUGAGACAAAGGAUCCCUUUAGAUGACAAGAGUGUGGACAUUGCAGUUUGCUGUUUAAGUAUGAUGGCUGAGAACAUUUCGGUUCCUAUGAAGGAGGUAAACCGGAUACUAAGGGAGUCGGGGUACUGGUAUAUAGCAGAAGUCAAGAGCAGGAUACCUAAUAUAAAGCAUCUGGAGAAGAAGUUUGAGAGCUUUGGGUUUGAAGUUGAGCAUACCGACAUGUCAAAUGCACAGUUUAUUCUUUUCGUUUUGAAAAAGAAUCUAGAUAAGAAUCCGAAGAAACUUCCACCGGUCAGAUUGAUUCCAUGGGUUUACAAGAAGAGAUGA
Encephalitozoon intestinalis ATCC 50506 is the source of this 633-nucleotide messenger RNA. Its product is annotated as putative methyltransferase. Gene Ontology annotation, cellular component: nucleolus. Gene Ontology annotation, molecular function: methyltransferase activity. The coding region runs from base 1 to 633 and encodes 210 amino acids. The record is from RefSeq and is a predicted model, not a curated record. The transcript has a single exon. Lineage: Eukaryota; Fungi; Microsporidia; Unikaryonidae.